GUCUGCGCCUGGCGCGAGUGACGACGUAGAGGUCCCUAUGCCGGAAGUCUUGUUGUGCUGACUUGGUGGGUUUUCUGCCUGCCUGGCGUUGGGACUCGCCUAAAAGCCGCCAUGGCGCCAAAGGGAAAGGUGGGAACCAAAGGUAAAAAGCAGAUAUUUGAAGAAAACAAAAAUACCCUCAAGUUCUAUCAGCGGAUCAUCUUGGGAGCUAAUGCCAUUUAUGGAAUUAUAAACGUUGUGGUCUUCUACGCAACAGCCACUGCCUGGACCUGGGUUGCCUUGGUGUUCAGCUUGAUGAUCUAUGGGGCCAGUUACCGCUCCAUGAGUUCCAUGGCAAAGCCUUCUUUCGCUGACGACGGCAGCCUUGCAGAUGGUGGAAUUGACCUGAAUAUGGAGCAGGGGAUGGCAGAGCACCUGAAGGAUGUGAUCUUACUUACAGCCAUUAUCCAAGUGCUCAGCUGUUUUUCUCUCUACGUGUGGUACUUCUGGCUCUUGGCUCCAGGUCGAGCACUUUAUCUCCUCUGGGUUAACAUUCUGGGUCCUUGGCUCACUGCAGACUCUUCAGCUACCAACCAGGAGCCCAACGAAAAGAAACAGCGUCGGCAGGAACGCCGACAGAUGAAGCGUUUCUAGCUUUGCUCAUGGGAAUAGAUGUCAUGCCACCACUUGUCUCCAUGUGGCUGUUUAUCAGGGAUGUUAUUUUUUUUAACCAAUCAGAAAACAUCAGAGGGUUCUUCUCUCUCCUGACCCCUCCCCUUCUGUGAUGGUAUUUCACUUAAGGUGGGGCAGGGAAAACUGUUUCCCCCUGAGUUGUUGCUGGACUCCAGCUCCCUUCUUCCUUGAUCAUUGGCCAUGCUGCCCAGGGUUGAUGGGAAUUGGAGUUUAACAACAACUGGAGGACCACAGGUUGCCCAUCCCUGCUACAAGGUUAAAUUGUUUCAGGGGCAGCGUCACCAGGCAGAUACUUGGCCUUCAUCUGUCUUGUGGCAAAUGGCAGCAGGGCAGGGGGGGGACCUCAGGUAUUGGAGGCAUGUAAAUAUAUUAAGUGAUGCUGUAAUAUGAAUCUAAGGAUGGAGGCACUGCAGAGUUUUAAGAAAUGGUACAUUAAAAAAAAUCCUAUAGAGUCUA
This is a messenger RNA of Rhineura floridana, 1128 nucleotides long. RefSeq names its product transmembrane protein 208 (gene TMEM208). NCBI's taxonomy places the organism in Eukaryota, Metazoa, Chordata, Lepidosauria, Squamata, Rhineuridae. Bases 112 to 633 code for a protein of 173 amino acids. The record is from RefSeq and is a predicted model, not a curated record. The transcript is spliced from 6 exons. Gene Ontology annotation, biological process: vacuolar protein processing. Gene Ontology annotation, cellular component: intracellular membrane-bounded organelle.